GCGCGGGGUGCGCGGGGCCCGCUGGCGGAGCGGGGCCGUGGGCGGCAGCGAUGGCGCUGGCGAUGCCGCUGCUGGAGCCCGCCUGGCCGCCCGGCCUGGCCCCGCUCAAGGCCGUGGAUGACUUGCUGCGCUGCGGGAUUUGCUUCGACUACUUCAGCAUCGCCGUGAUCAUCCCGCAGUGCUCGCACAGCUAUUGUUCCCUUUGUAUCCGCAAGUCUUUGUCCUACAAAACCCAGUGUCCAACGUGCUGUGUGGCAGUCUCAGAAUCUGACCUGAAAAACAACCGGAUUUUAGAUGAUCUAGUGAAGAGCUUUAACUCUGCAAGGCAGCAGCUGUUGCAGUUGGUGUUGGAAGCCCCCCCGGUUCCGUCUCCCCCAGCCCACAGCCUCCAGAGCCCUGGUUCUCAGCCAGGGGCUGGGGAGGCGCCAGCCAUUGACAGCUCCUUGAGCAAGGACAAGGUCUGCACCUCCACGAGGGCAGGGGGCCUGCCAUGGACUGGUCACAAGAGUUUCAAAACCGAGGAACACCGUGACCUACACAGCACCUCUGCAGAGCUUGGUGGUAAAGACAGCAAAGUGAUUGCACAAGAGAUUCCUGGCUGCACCCAAAGCCAUGAAAAGCCUUCUACAUCUGUGCUCAAAGGAGACAAGAAAGUGGAAUGUCCUGUUUGUGAGGUUGCUAUUCUGGAGCAGUAUAUAAACAAACAUCUGGACAGCUGUUUGACCAGAGGGGAGAAGAAGGACAGCCUGCGAAGUUCUGACCAGAAAAGGAAGCUGAUGUCCAAAGUUGUUUAUAACCUGCUGUCGGACCGGGAUCUGAGGAAGAAGCUCAAGGAGCACGGUCUGUCCACCUCUGGGACCCGCCAGCAGCUCAUCAAGAGGCACCAGGAGUUUGUGCACAUGUACAACGCCCAGUGUGAUUCCCUGAACCCCAAAUCUGUUGCAGAGGUUGUUAAAGAGCUGGAAAAGAAUGAGAAGAUUCGGGUUCAGCUGGAGUGUAAUAAACCUGGUGAAAAUAGCUUGACCUUCACAAAGGACCAGACAGAGGAAGAAAUAGAUGAGAUCCACACUGAAUAUCGAAACAAACACAGAAGUGAAUUCAAGUUCUUGGUGGAUCAAGUAAAUAAACGGUGGAAGAAAAUGGGUGAGAGGAAAGCAGAAAGUGCUCAGAACAAAGAGGAAGUUGCUGUCAAAGAGCUGCCAGCAGCUGCAGUAGAACCUGGGGAAGAGGAUCCCACAGCUGGAAAAGCCCAAGCACUCCAAUCAGAAAUUCCUGAUGGCCAAAGAAAUGAAUCUCAUGGCUCGAAGCAAUGGCAGAGAUCAUCCUCUCCCGAGUUCUCCCUGUCCUCUGGCUCAACGUGCAGCACCAACUCGGACAUUCUGGCAGAUACGGAAGGGUCUGAGACGUGUUCGGCGUCCUCUGACAGCAGCUCCGUGGCCCUGGCGGGGAGCAGGAGGAAGCUGCGGCGGCCGCGCGCCCCCGAGGACGGCGGGGCGCUGCCCCAGGGCAAGAGGAAGAGGAGCUAGUGCUGCAGGCAUGGCCAGCUCAGCCUGGGAGCCCCUCCUGGCUCCUCCCGUCCUCUGCGUGUCUGGGUGCUCAGUAAAAUGCUGCAUUUCCACAUCGCUGCCAUUCCAGCUGCCUUCAUCGCCAGGCUGGGGGCGUGCCCGCAGCCCUGGGGCCUUUGGUGGUUGAGCUUGGGCACAGAGUCCAGAGCCUGCAGGAGCCUGACCUGGCUCCUGUGCCCGAGUUCUCCCUGGUGCAGCACCUGGGCUGGGUGCUGCCACUCUCCUGCUUGCACCCUGGGCCAGCCCCAUGUGCCCUCCUGGGAGCAGCUGCAGGACGGUGUUGGUUUGGGGCUGGGCAGGCACUGGUGCCCCAGUUCCUGGCACAGGGAAUGCCCUACACUAACAGGCUUUUUUAUAUAUGUCUUUGUAAACUUA
Molecule: messenger RNA, 1940 nt
Organism: Melospiza melodia melodia
Lineage: Eukaryota; Metazoa; Chordata; Aves; Passeriformes; Passerellidae
Gene: RAD18
Product: RAD18 E3 ubiquitin protein ligase
Exons: 13
Coding region: 51-1526 (491 amino acids)
Biological process (GO): DNA damage tolerance; protein monoubiquitination
Cellular component (GO): Rad6-Rad18 complex; nucleus
Molecular function (GO): single-stranded DNA binding; ubiquitin protein ligase activity
Source: RefSeq, a predicted model, not a curated record